AUGGCGUUCUUCUUGCGCCGGCCCUUCGCCGUACCAACGGCCCUCCGACAGGUGCCGAAAUCCGCGAAUACCGCUCGCUUCAUCCACAGCUCUCCGUUUAAGCCCGCUCAACCCAAGCCUCUCAGUCCCGCCUCUUCUUCCAUAUUCGCCAAGUCAAGGCAGACCUUCCAGAAUGCCUUCCGUCGCAGCUACAUGCAGCAGACCGCCAAUGCUUCUCAGGGCGACUUGACCUCGAAGCUGAUCUAUGGCGCAGCUAUCGUUGGUGGAACUAUCUUGGCGACGAACUUCGUCUUCAACCGCGAGACUCGGGAAGACGGUGGAAUGCCCGCCUUUGAACGGGCUUACCUGAACGAAACCUUCAUGCACACUGGACUUGGUAUCGGAAUCAUUGGUAUUGCUGCUCGGGCUCUGCACUCCAGCGGGUGGACUUAUCGUCUCAUGGCUACGAACCCUUGGCUUGUUGCUGGUGUUGGACUUGUUGCCAGCAUGGGAACUAUGUUCGGAACUUACUACACCUCGCCUAACAACUACGUUCAGAAGUACGCUCUUUGGACUGGUUUCAACAUCACCCAGGCUGCUCUUCUCGCGCCCCUGAUGUUCAUGAACCCGGCUAUACUCGCUCGUGCUGGCCUCUACACCGUGGGAAUGAUGGGCUCCAUUGCCUUCGUCGGCGCGACCGCUAAACAGGAGAAGUACCUGUACCUGGGUGCUCCUCUUCUUGCCGGUGUGACUAUUGUCGCCCUCUCCGGAUUUGCGCCCCUUGUCCUCCCCGCCACCGCUACCCGUGCCCUGAUGUGGUCUGAGAACAUUUGGCUGUACGGUGGUCUUGCUGUCUUCGGAGGUUUCACUCUUUACGAUGUCCAGAAGGUCCUGCACCACGCCCGCAUGUCUGAGCGGGGCCUUCUCCAAAAGGAUGUUGUCAACGAGUCUAUUAGCCUCGAACUGGACUUCAUCAAUAUCUUCAUCCGCAUGGUUCAGAUUCUGGCCCUGCGAAACAACAACCGGAGGUAG
This is a messenger RNA of Aspergillus mulundensis, 1011 nucleotides long. Its product is annotated as Bax Inhibitor family protein. The transcript is spliced from 2 exons. Gene Ontology annotation, cellular component: mitochondrial inner membrane. Bases 1 to 1011 code for a protein of 336 amino acids. The record is from RefSeq and is a predicted model, not a curated record. NCBI's taxonomy places the organism in Eukaryota, Fungi, Ascomycota, Eurotiomycetes, Eurotiales, Aspergillaceae.